This is a messenger RNA of Phyllostomus discolor (pale spear-nosed bat), 8716 nucleotides long. It is a transcript of the gene BAHCC1, whose product is annotated as BAH domain and coiled-coil containing 1. Gene Ontology annotation, molecular function: chromatin binding. Lineage: Eukaryota; Metazoa; Chordata; Mammalia; Chiroptera; Phyllostomidae. The record is from RefSeq and is a predicted model, not a curated record.
UCGCCGCGCCGGGCUGCAGGUUUGAGAGCCGCUCUGGAUGGGCUCGCUAGAGUCGUUGUUGUGGAAGCGGUGCAUUUACAGUGCAACAGUCAGCACAUUGAAAAUACCAAUAGGAAUACAAAACAAAGUCACAUUUACUGGUUUAAUUGUAUUGCAUUCAAUUGUAUCCAGGAAACAGCCUCCAACUAUGGACCCGCACGGCGGCCGCCGGUUCCGCGCGCGGCCGCCUGCCGACGAGCCCAGUCCACCGGCGUGCUGACCGGUCCCGCCGCCGCCGCCGCCGGUGACCCGGACGCCACCUCCUCCGCGCCGCCGGCGCGUCGCCCGCGCGCCAAGCCACCCCCGGGCCCCGGCCGCGCUGCUCCCAGGAGGUGGCGGCGGGCCGGGGCCGGGGCCGGGGCCAGGGCCCGGCAUGGAUGGCCGCGACUUCGCGCCGCCGCCGCAUCUGCUGUCGGAGCGCGGGAGCCUGGGCCACCGAAGCGCCGCGGCCGCCGCUCGCCUGGCCCCGGCCGGGCCCGCCGCGCAGCCCGGGGCACACUUCCAGCCCGGAAAGUACUUCCCAUCGCCGCUGCCCAUGGCUUCGCACACAGCCAGCAGCCGCCUGAUGGGGAGCUCCCCGGCCUCCUCGUUCAUGGGCAGCUUCCUCAGUGGUGGCCUGGGCGCAGCGGCCUCCUCGCACCCCAGCGGCCCCACGCCCGCCCCCUCGGAGCAGGCCUACCGCGGCUCCCACCCCGCCCCCUCCCAGCUCUGGUUCUCCCACUCCCACGAAGCUCCAGGGUACCCCAGAUUUUCGGGGAGUCUGGCAUCCACCUUCCUACCCAUGAGCCACUUGGAUCACCAUGGAAACAGCAACGUUCUCUACGGACAGCACCGUUUCUAUGGAACCCAGAAAGAUAACUUCUACCUGCGCAACCUGCCCCCCCAGCCCACGCUGCUGCCCACCAACCACGGCUUCCCCGGCAUGGCGCGGGCCGCCCCCAGCCACCCCGUGGGCUCCUGCAGCCGGGACCGGGGCGAGGCCGCCACGCUGCAGAAGGGCACCAAGGAGUUCGGCCGCUUCCUCAUGGGCAAGGAGCUGGGCAAGGACAAGGCCGGCAAGGCCGCGGAGGGCAAGGAGCGGCCGGCGGCGGAGGAGGACAAGGAGCGGCACAAGCUGGUGCUGCCGCUGCCGGCCGACGGCCCCUGCAAGGAGAGCGCCGCGGCCAGGGGCCCCUGCGAGGGCCGCCCCAAGCACCUGGCCUCCUGCCUCCUCAACGCCAAGGUGCUCAACGGCGAGAUGGGCACGGCCACGCUGGCCAGCUGUGCGGGUGGCGUGCUGGUGCGGCCCGGCGUGGGCGUGGUGGCCUCGGGUCGCUGCCCCAAGGAGGCGGCGGGGCCGGCCGAGCCGGGCCAGGCCUUCGGCGAGUGCCUGGAGAGGCGGCAGGCGCUGCAGCACGCCGCGGCCUACACGGUGCCCUCCGGCCUGCCCGCCGGGCCGCCCCCGCCCCUCAGCACGGCCGCCGGCUCCUUCCCCUGCCUGCAGCUGCACGCCGGCCCCGAGGGGCUCUGCCCGCUGCAGGACAAAGUGCCCCGGGGCCUGAAGGCCAGCGGGCCCACCUUCGUGCCUUCCGUGGGACACCUGGCGGACAAGAGCCGCCCCUUCCAAGGGGCCGAGACCUGCGCCGUGGCGGGUGAGGGCAAGGACCGGCACCUGGACGGGGCCCUGGCAUCCGACCACGCCGCGCCCUACGGGGUCUCCUACGCCCACCUGAAGGCGGAGGGCAAGGGCGAGCGGCGGCCGGGGGGCUUCGAGGCGGCCCUCAACCCCCGGCUGAAGGGCCUGGAGUAUCUCCACAGCGCAGGCCCCGAGGCCCCCUUCCCCGGGCUCCCCACGGGGGCGCUGGACAAAAGCAGCUACUUCGAGUUGCCCGCCCCCGCCCAGGACUGUCCCCGGCCGGGCCACCAGGACCCCCUGGGCGGGAAGUCGCCCCAGGCCUGCUGCACUCUGGACAAGACCGCCGGCAAGGAGGCGCCCGCGGGCCCCCCCGGGGCCCAGAAGGUGGCCCGCAUCCGGCACCAGCAGCACUUGGUGGCCCCCGAGGUGGAGCCGGGGGGCGCUGGGGCCGAGUCCAAACGCAAGUCCCUGGAGCUGGCGGCGUCUCUGGGCUGCAGCGGGCCCCAGCUGCCCCCAUGGGGCGUCCGGUCGGGCCACGGCGCCGCCACGGCCGUGGGCGAGGAGCCCAAGGGCGGCGCCUACCUGGACCCCUUCAGCGGCAGCCUCCCACAGGCCGCCCUCCUGCCCCAGGACCUGCCCGCCCCGCCCGACGAGGUCUCGGCCAUGAAGAACCUGCUCAAGUACAGCAACCAGGCCCUGGUCGUCGGCCAGAAGGCGCCCUUCGUGGGCCUGGGGGGCGGCGGCGGCCUCAAGGCCAGCUGCGCCCAGCAGGAGGUGAAGUGCCCGGCCGGCAAGGCCUCGGGCCCGGCCCCCGGCGAGGCGGAGAGGCCGGACUGCGCCCGCAGCCGGGAGCACGAGGCCCCGCACGGCGACGGGGAGGUGCGGCAGCCCCCCGUGGGCAUCGCCGUGGCCCUGGCGCGGCAGAAGGACACGGUGAGCCGGCCAGAGACGGCCUACGGCUCCAAUGCCGGGCGGCAGGGCCGGGCGGCUCCCGCCUUCAAAGCCGGCGGCGGGCCCCGCGCCGCCCACACACUGGACCUGGAGGCCGAGGAGGAGCGGGCGCGCCUGUGUGAGGACCCGGGGCUGGCCGGCCGGGAGCUGCUGUUGCAGGACAACAAGGACCUCGUGGAGUUCACCCGGAUCCACCCGUCGGGCGGCUGCCCCCGAGACCUGGCCCCUCACCUCAUGAUCGCGGGCGGCUCCUCCCUGCAGAGCGGCCAGCUGGGCACGGAGCCGGCCCCCCCCCCCCACCCCGCCCACCCGCCGUGGCUGCCCCGCACCCGCAGCCCCUCCCUGUGGAUGGGGGGACAUUCCUACGGCCUCGGGCACCCCGCCCUGCACCAGAACCUGCCCCCCGGCUUCCCCGCCUCCGUGCCCGGCUCCGUGCCCCCCGUGUUCCCCCUCUCCCAGGACGCCCCCACGCAGCUGGUCAUCCUGCCCUCAGAGCCUGCGCCCCACACCGCCCCCCACUCGCUCGCUGAAGUCAUGGACCAGGCCCCGCUGUGGCCCCCCAUGUACGGGGGCCGGGGCCCCGCCUCCCACAUGCAGCACCCGGGCCAGCUCCCCAUGUACUCGCGGUCCCAGUUCCUGCGCCAGCAGGAGCUCUACGCCCUGCAGCACCCACCUCAGCACCCACCGCAGCACCCACCUCAGCACCAACAGCCGCCGCCACAGCCGCCGCAGCAGCGGGCCGCCGCCCAGUUCCAGCGGAAGCCCGAGGACCACCCCCUGGAGCUGCAGGAGCCCGCCCAGGAGAAGGCCCUGAAGUCCACCCACAAGCCAGUUGCCUUAACCCCCACGGCCAAGGGCACCCCCUCGCCGGCCACCACGGGCCCCGCCAAGCUGUCGCCCUGCUGCCACUCCCCUCCCCAGAAGCCCCCCGCCAGCUGCCCUGCGUCGCCGCUGCCGUGUCCCGCCGCCCCGUGCACUUUAUCCGGCUGCCUCGCCGGCAGCCCCGGGCUCGGCCCCCAGCCGCCCGGCACCGAGGACAGGGGUGGAGAGGGCCGGCGCGCCGGAGCCCGCCUCAGCGCGCUGGAACCGGACCUGCCUCUCGGACACGCGUGCCCCGCGGCCAGCUCGGGCUGCUUCUCCCUGCCCCCCAGCGUGCACUCGCCUGACCUCUCCGACCCCAGAACUAUGCAAACCCCGGUCCCCAGGGCCCGGCCUGAGCCAGCAAGGACGCCUGUGCCCGGGGAGCCGCCCCGCCGAGGCCCCCAGAGCCCCGAGGAGCCUGGGCUGCCCUCGGGGGCCAGGGAGGCCCCCCGGGACCAGUGCUGCCAUCCCCCGCCCUGCUGAGCAGGCCCCCCAGAGAAGACGGCGGACCCCAGCCCACUGGAGGGGCUGCAGGAACUGCGAUGUGGGGCCCUCCUCCAGGGAGGGGGCCCCGAAGCCACUGGCCUGGCUGAUUCUACUCAGGGAGGGGCCCGAGAGGAGAGGACUACGGGGGAGGGGGCGGAGCAGGGGGAGCAAGAGCCCCCGCCGGGGGCUGACGGCCGGGCCCUGGAGCGGCAGACGGGGAGCCCCCGGACCCUGGAGCGGGCCGAGCAGGGUGAAUGGCAGCCCCCCCGCGAGGUGGGGCCGGAGGAGGCGGCCAAGUUUGAGGAGCAGGAGCUGGAGGGGGAGGGGGAGAGGGACUGGGGGUUGACUGCUGGCGACAGCCACCUGCCCAGGGUGCUGCUGGGCCUGGACGCUCUGGUGGCAGCCACCAUCGACCUGGGGGACUUGCCUGGCACCGGCCCGCCUGCUCUCCCUGGGCCCCCCAGCUCAGGGACCCACGGCAUCGCCCUGCUCAGCGAGCUGGCCGACCUGGACUUCCAGCCGCAGAGGAGGGAGCCGGCCCUGCCAGAGGAGGAGGACGUGCUGACCUUCAACCUGCGGCGCCUGGCCACGCUGGCCUCGGCCUGGUCCCUGGUGGAGGCCGCCAGCCUGGACAGCCCCGCCUCCUCGGCCCGGCCCCCUGCAGCCGGCCCCUGCGGGGCGCCCCCGCUCACGCCCCGGAUGCAGAUCCUCCAGCGCAAGGACACCUGGACCCCCAAGAGCAAGCCUGUGUGCCCGCUGAAGGCCGCCAUCGACCGGCUGGACACGCAGGAGGUGGAGAUGCGCCUGCGGCUGGCCGAGCUGCAGCGGCGCUACAAGGAGAAGCAGCGGGAGCUGGCCCGCCUGCAGCGCAAACACGACCCCGAGAGGGACGAGAGCUCGCGGAGCCCGGCGCGGCGAGGGCCUGGCCGGCCGCGGAAGCGGAAGCUGUCCAGCCUGCUGCCUGCGCUGCGCCCCGGGGGCGAUGUCAAGAAAGUCAAGGCGGUGCGGCCCAGCCUGAGCCUGCUGUGCGCCGAGCUGCGGGACGGCGAGGCGCCCGCGAAGAAGCGCGGCCGCCUGGAGAAGGGCGUCUACGUGGGCCUGCAGGCCGGCGCUGCGGAGAAGGUCCGGUGCAAGCAGAGCCGCGGUCAGGGGGAGCUGGCGUCCGCAGUGGCCCACAAGGUCGCCCAGCUGAAGCCAAAGGUCAAGAGCAAGGGACUGCCCGCUGGCCUCGGCCCGUUCCCCGGGGGGCGCGUCCGGAAGAAGCUGUCCCGAGCCAAGAGCGCCAAGGUGUCUGCGACAGCUAGACACCUGCAGCCCGAGGGCGGCGGCGGCGGCGGCAGGGAGCUGACACCCAAGUUCCCGGCCGAGGUGGCCGCGGCCACGGCCCCGGAGGCAGGCAGUGGCUAUGACAGUGAGGGCUGUGAGGGCCGCCUGGGCACGGUAGCGCUCCCCGCGGAGCCCGGGCUGGCGCUGCCGGCGGGGGCCGGUGGGGCGGUGCCGGGGCCCUCGCCCUCCUCCGUGGUCAAGAUGGAAGCCAACCAGAAGGCCAAGAAGAAGCGGGAGCGGCAGGGCCUGCUAGGAGCCUGCCGCCUGUCCAGCCCGGAGAGCGAGGUCAAGAUCAAGAGGCGAACGGUCAAGGCCAAGGUGGGCACCAAGCUAGAGCGGGCCCCCGGGCGCAGGCCCCCGGGAGCGCCAGGCAAGAAGAAGGCCAAGGGCAAGGCCAAAGGCGGCCUGCGAGCAGAGCCGGGGGCCCCCCCGGGCCGGGACGCCCUCUUCAGCCCCGCGAGGGCCCUGCCCUGCCGGGAGGAGGGCAGCCAGCUGGCCAGCGAGCGCCUCAAGAGGGCCACCCGCAAGAGCUCGGUGCUGCAGCCAGGACUGCGGCGCAAGAACGGGACCCUGUCCAUCGCCCUGUCGCCCCGCAACGCCAAGGCCGUCCUGGGGAAGGGCAGGAAGGCCAGCAAGGCCGUCGGCAAGCAGGGCAAGGGCAGGGCAGUGAGCCGGCUGCUGGAGAGCUUCGCUGUGGAGGACGACUUCAAGUUUGACGACAGCAGCAGCUUCUCAGAGGAGGAGGAGGAGGAGGAGGAGGAGGCGGCUGGAGGCCCCCUGAGUUCCGAGCAGAGCGCCGCCCUGGCGCGCUCCUGCACCAUCCACAAGGAGGACCUGCAGGACGGGCUGCCCGUGCUCAUCCCCAAGGAGGACAGUCUGCUGUACGCCGGCAGCGUCAGGACCCUGCGGCCGCCCGACAUCUACAGCAUCGUCAUCGACGGGGAGAGAGGCAACCGGCAGCGCAUCUACUCGCUGGAGCAGCUGCUGCAGGAGGCGGUUCUCGAUGUCCGGCCCCAGUCCAGCAGGUUCCUCCCGCCCGGCACACGGGUCUGCGCCUACUGGAGCCAGAGGUCCCGCUGCCUGUACCCAGGCAACGUGGUCCGAGGCAACUCCAGCGACGAGGAGGAGGACCUGGACUCUGUGGUGGUGGAGUUUGACGACGGGGACACCGGCCACAUCGCCGUCUCCAACAUCAGGCUGCUGCCUCCUGACUUCAAGAUCCAGUGCACGGAGCCCUCGCCGGCCCUGCUGGUGUCCAGCAGCUGCCGCAGGACCAAGAAGGCCUCCUGCGAGGCCCCCCCGCCCAGUGAGCCCGCGGCCCCCAGCCUGUCCCCCAAGGUGCACGAAGGCUCCGACGUCUCCAAGGCCCCCGGGAGGAAGUCCAGCAGCAAAGACAAAGCCGGCAAAGCGGACCUCCUCGCCUCAGGUGCCAAGCCCCCCGUGGGGGCCUCCGACCACUUCCUGGGCCGCCGGGGCAGCCCGCUGCUGAGCUGGGCCGCCGUGGCGCAGACCAAGCGGAAGGCCGCGGCGGUGGCGGGCGGCAAGGGGCCGGGCCUGCUGCAGAACCUCUUCCAGACCAACGGCGGCGCCAAGCGGCUGCGGGCCCGCGAGGCGCUGUUCCCCGUGCACAGCGUGGCGGCGCCCGUGUUCGGGGACGGCCUCCGCGCCGCCUCCUUCAGCAGCCUGGCCAGCUCCUACGCGCCCUUCGUGGGCGGGGCCGGGCCCGGCCUGCCCGGGGGCGCCCACAGGCUGCUGCGGGCCAAGAAGGCGGAGCGGGCCGAGGCGGAGAAGGGCGGGCGGCGCCGGGCGGGCGGCGAGUUCCUGGUCAAGCUGGACCACGAGGGCGUGACCUCCCCCAAGAACAAGAACUGCAAGGCGCUGCUGGUGGGCGACAAGGACCCGGGGCCCAAGCUGGGGCGCCCCCUGCCCAGCCCCAGCUACGCGCACCCGGCCCUGCUGGGCAAGGACAGGAAGGGGCGGGCGCCCGUGCCCCCGCUGCCCGUGGGGCUGGCGCUGCGCAAGUUUGCGGGCCAGGCCGAGUACCCGCUGCCCUGUGACAGCGACUGCCACAGCUCCUACUCGGACGAGGAGGAGGACGGGCCCGGGCUGGCCCCCGGCGUGCCCUCCCGCUUCCUCGCCCGCCUGUCCGUGUCCUCCUCGUCCUCCGGCUCGUCCACCUCCUCGUCCUCGGGCUCCCUGUCCACCUCCAGCCUCUGCUCCUCCGACGACGAGGGCUCCUCCUGCAGCUCGGACGACGAGGACCCGGCCCUGCUGCUGCAGACCUGCCUCACCCACCCCGUGCCCGCCCUGCUGGCCCAGCCCGAGGCCCUGCGCUCCAAGGGCGGGGGCCCCCACCCGCACGCCCAGCGCUGCUUCCUGCCCAGGGCCGCCCUGGCGGGCGGGGGCGCGGGCCCCGGCGGCAGCGGCAAGUCCAAGCUCAAGCGCAAGGAGGCCCUGAGCUUCUCCAAAGCCAAAGAGGGUUCUCGGAGGCAGCGGCUGCCGUCCGUGGAGAACCGGCCAAAGAUCUCCGCCUUCCUGCCGGCCCGGCAGCUCUGGAAGUGGUCAGGGAGCCCGACGCAGAGGCGCGGCAUGAAGGGCAAGGCCAGGAAGCUGUUCUACAAGGCCAUCGUCCGGGGCAAGGAGACGCUGCGUGUCGGGGACUGCGCCGUGUUCCUGUCCGCCGGCCGCCCCAACCUGCCCUACAUCGGCCGCAUCGAGAGCCUGUGGGAGUCGUGGGGCAGCAACAUGGUGGUGAAGGUCAAGUGGUUCUACCACCCCGAGGAGACCAAGCUGGGGAAGCGCCACAGCGACGGGAAGAACGCCCUGUACCAGUCGUGCCACGAGGACGAGAACGACGUGCAGACCAUCUCCCACAAGUGCCAGGUCGUGGGGCGCGAGCAGUACGAGCGGAUGACGCAGAGCCGCCCGCGCCAGGACCGGAGGGACCUCUACUACCUGGCGGGCACCUACGACCCCGCCACGGGGCGCCUGGUGACGGCCGACGGCGUGCCCAUCCUGUGCUGAGCCUGCGCCUGCCCCGCGGUGUCCGCGGCGCCCCGGGCGCAGAGGCGGGGGACUCAGAUGGGCGGCGCCGGCCCCGCCCCGCUGAGCGGGAAGAGGAGCGAGGGAGCCAGGGAGCGAGCAAAUAUGCAAACCCACCGAGGCGAGAUCCAGGCUUUUUGUCACUGUCCCUGGAAAGAGAGAGUUCCUGGGCGCCAGACCCCAGCCCCGCCCGCCGCGGCGGCCACUGUGCCCCCGGGCCCCCUGCCCUGGGCGCUCUGCUCCCCCAUCGGCGCGUCCCGAGAGAUUAGAAUCCAAGCCAUAUUUCCCCAGUACCUCCGACUGUCCCCCACCAGGGAGAGCAGAAAUCAGGUGUGUUGUCUAUUUAUUUCUCCAUGUAAAUAGUGUACUACUUCGGGGAAGUUUUAUGGAAAAAAA